Molecule: messenger RNA, 1817 nt
Organism: Plectropomus leopardus (leopard coralgrouper)
Lineage: Eukaryota; Metazoa; Chordata; Actinopteri; Perciformes; Serranidae
Gene: kcng4b
Product: potassium voltage-gated channel, subfamily G, member 4b
Biological process (GO): potassium ion transmembrane transport; protein homooligomerization; action potential
Cellular component (GO): voltage-gated potassium channel complex; membrane
Molecular function (GO): delayed rectifier potassium channel activity; protein binding
Source: RefSeq, a predicted model, not a curated record
AGCUUCGAUAAUUGCAGUUACACAAUUAUGGCUUAAUUAGUGAGAAGGAGCUUCGUUAUAGCAACAGAUGAGAGGAUGCACGAGGACAAAUAAUAAUAACGAGCUGAGGCUGCACACCUGCGCCCUGUGAGCUUCUUUGUGGAUCCUCCUUCUAACCUCCCGAAAACUGGACAUACAAAUACCUCAUCUGCCCCGACCCACAUCCUGACGCCAUUAUGCCCAUCAUCAGCAAUGCCAACCACGAUUUCAGCACAUACUCUAUCAGCAGCGAUGACAGCAGCCUCGAUCGCUUCUUCACGGAGAUCCCGGAGACUGAGACCAUCAAGGGCGUUUACUUCCAGCGCGCCCAGCUGCUUCGGGACCGCAAGGCCUCGUAUGUGGUCGACCACACCCUACAGGUUCUCAUCAAUGUGGGGGGCAACCGCUACACCUUCCCCUGGAGUACCUUGGAGCAGUUCCCCCAGAGUCGCCUGGGACGUCUGCGCUUCUGCACCACCCCCGAGGAGAUCGCACGGCUCUGCGACGACUAUGACGAGACGUGCCAGGAGUACUUCUUCGACCGCAACCCGACAGCCUUCAGGGUCAUCCUCAACUUCCUCGCCGCAGGGAAAUUGCGUCUGCUUCGGGAGCUUUGUGCCGUGUCACUGCAUGAUGAGCUUGACUACUGGGGCGUAGACCCGGGCCACAUGGAGCGUUGUUGCCGCCGCCGUAUGAUCACCCGUGUGGAGGAAGUGGCUGAGCGAGAGCGCAAGGAAGAGGAGUGGAGGCAGAAGAGGGUGAUGAUGAAGAAAAGCAACACGGAGGAUGAGAAGGGUUAUCGCAGACUGACCUGGAUGCUGCGAGAAGUGGUGGAAAACCCUCAGUCAGGGGUGGCCGGGAAGAUGUUCGCCUGCCUCUCAGUCGUCAUGGUGCUGGUAACCGUCAUCAGCCUCUGCAUCAGCACCAUGCCAGACCUCAGAGACGAAGACACCAGGGGCGAGUGCUCCCAGAAGUGUCACAGCAUGUUCGUGGUGGAGUCCAUCUGCGUGGCGUGGUUCACUCUGGAGUUCAUGCUGCGAUUCUUCAACGCUCAGAGCAAGCUGGCCUUCGCCCGCGGCCCUCUCAACAUCAUCGACGCCAUCGCCAUCCUGCCGUACUACGUGUCCCUGGUCGUCGACGUCAGAGACGAGUCGGAGGAGGACGUCAUCAUGGGCGCGGGCCGAGGCUACCUGGACAAACUGAGUCUGAUCCUGCGCCUGCUGCGCGCCCUGCGGAUCCUGUACGUGAUGCGGCUGGCUCGCCACUCUCUGGGCCUGCAGACGUUGGGACUGACCAUGCAGCGCAGCAUGAGGGAGUUCGGCCUCCUGCUGCUGUUCGUCUGCGUCGCCGUGGCCCUCUUCUCGCCUCUGGUCCACCUGGCAGAGAGCGAGCUGGCGCCGUUUGCCGCCACGCACCCCCAACACAGCUUCAGCAGCAUCCCGGCCUCCUACUGGUGGGCCAUCAUCUCCAUGACCACGGUGGGAUACGGCGACAUGGUGCCGCGCAGCAUCCCCGGACAGAUAGUCGCGCUCACCAGCAUCCUGAGCGGCAUCCUCAUCAUGGCGUUCCCGGCCACGUCCAUCUUCCACACCUUCUCGCGCUCGUACCAGGAGCUGAAGCAGGAGUACGGGCGGCUGUGGAAGGAGGAGAGAAACGAGGAGACCGCCGCCGAGCCGGAGCAGAGCUGGUCCAAAGCCGAUUUGUCACCAGAUGAGUUCGCGUCCGUGUCGAAGGAGGAUAAUGACGCGCCGACCGCAGGCGAGAGUCAUCGGUCCGCACUUCCAUCGACAGCUUUCUGA